This is a messenger RNA of Crotalus tigris (Tiger rattlesnake), 4696 nucleotides long. RefSeq names its product PBX/knotted 1 homeobox 1 (gene PKNOX1). Gene Ontology annotation, biological process: angiogenesis; regulation of transcription by RNA polymerase II. Lineage: Eukaryota; Metazoa; Chordata; Lepidosauria; Squamata; Viperidae. The record is from RefSeq and is a predicted model, not a curated record. The coding region runs from base 2632 to 4023 and encodes 463 amino acids. The transcript is spliced from 13 exons. Gene Ontology annotation, molecular function: RNA polymerase II cis-regulatory region sequence-specific DNA binding; DNA-binding transcription factor activity, RNA polymerase II-specific.
AUGUGACCAUGGUCAUAAGUGUGAAAACUGGUUUUAAGUCUCUUUUUAAAGUGUUGUUGUAACUUUGAACAGUUACUAAAUGAAUGGUUGUAAGUUGAGGACUACCUGUAACUUGCUUUGGCAUUGUUUAUAAUCUGUAGAUUCCUAUUCAAAUAGAAUAAGUAUAAUUCACUUACAAGACUAUCAGCUACUCUCUCUGAAAGAAACAUAGUUGUGUGCUUUGUGUUGCAUCCAUCCCACUAAUAAAGUCAAAAUUGUUUAAUUGUGUACUGAAAAUCAUUCUAUAAGACACUUUUCUGCUUUGUUUCAUCUGCCAUCCCAGCAGAGAUGUAUGUAUUCUGAGCACUUCAAAGCAGCUGCUUUGAGUUUUGGAACAGCUGCAGCUUCAAGAAACAGAUCCAGGUAUGGCUACUAAGUGGCUCUCCUGAGAUCUGGACAUGUGUGUGCAUGCACAAAAUGUGCUUCCUCUGGGAUAGCCAAUAAGGCAAAGUGCUUUGUGGAAUGAAUAAAUGAGUUUAAUUUGGAUCACAUGUAUAACAAGGUAUUUUGGCCUAAAUUCUUAAAUUACCGUGUGCAAAAUGUAAAUUCUUUUAAGGAUUCAGAAAUACUGGCUGGUUUUUAAAACAAUGUAAUAGUUUUUCGGAAUAGGAAUCUAUAUCUAAUUGUUUACAAUUCUAUCUGGAAUGUUGACAUAAGGCAAUUUUAUUGGGUGUAUUUCAAAGUGCUGAUUGUCACCUACUACUCUCUUCAUGGCACAGGAUUUUGUUACUUGCAGGACCAAUGUUAUCCAUGUAUCCACCCACUUUGUGGGGUGGGGAGAGUUACAGUGAUAUGGAUAUGAAUGCUGCUUCAAGAGUAGAACAUCCAGGUGUAAUAUGUUUUUGUUGAUGUUUUUAUUUUCAACCAGCUAUUUGCUGUCCAGAAUACUAUGUCAAGUGGGUAGCCAUGUCAAUUUGAAUAAAUAAACAAAACUUUGCUUCAGAAUAAAAGGCUGGAUUUAAUUUAAUAGAUUUUAGAGUUAUGACAAUAUUAGUGUAAAUUUAUGUUCCACAUUAGUGAGAUUUAGUUUUUAUUCACAUUCUUUUAAUGAUAUAUAUAUUUAAAGUUGUUACAGAACUACUCAUCUCACUAUAUAGGUUUAAUUUAAAACUAUAAUACUUAAAAUAUAGCUUACAAGUAAUAUCAUUUAUACUGUAUUACAUAUCACUGAUAAUGAAUUUAUAGGUAAUUGCUUCUUAUAAUAAAUUAUUCAACUGACAGUCUCUUUAUACUUUAGUAACUGUGUAGGAGAUAAGAGGUAUGAUAAUAGUAGCAAGAUAGUCCAGUGGUUAAGGCAUUAGGUUAGAAAGCGAGUUCAAAUGUUGCCUUAGCCAUGAAAGCUACUUGGGUGAUUUUGUGCCAGUCACUCUCUUUCAACCCAGCCCACCUCACAGGGAAAAAUAAGAGGAAGAAGGGGCAUUGAAUAUGUUCACCACCUUGACUUGUUUGUAAAUGCAAAUAAAUAAAUACAUAAUUGUAGGCAGGCAUUACUAACUUAUAUUUGCUAUGUUGAAUACAUAGGAAGAAUUUAUUACAUGAUAUUUUAUAAGAAAAACCUACAUAUUCAGUAUUAUAAACUUUUAAACUGUGUCAAGGAAAACAACUUUCUCUGAAUAAAAACAAUUACAACUGUUUUUUGAGUAGCAUUAAAACAGUAUGUUGAUUUUUUUUUAAAAAAUUAUUAAAUAUUUAAGUGAACAUUUAAAGACAAAGUGGCAUAUAUUCAUAUAAAUGCACAACAUAAAUAUAAUAGUAAUUUUUAUAAUUACAAAGGCCUUGUUACAUUUGGAAACAUUUAAUUCAUUGCUUUCUGUGGGCUCAUAAUCACACUAUACUAUAAUAUUAGGAUUUACUGCAGUAUGUGAAUCCACUAAUUGUGGCUUAGCAUUAUAGAAAAAAUUGGUCCAAUAUUUUAUUCUGCCACUAGUGAUAAAAAAAAAAAAGUUUGGUUUAGUUACUACAAGUUACGGUUUUUGAAAAAAAAGUAUAAAACAUGUUUCUUCUUAGCUGGAUAGUCUACACUAUUCUUAAAUUCUACUAUUUGCUGCACUAAUUCUUGUACACCAAUUUACAGUAAUAAACCAGCAUUAAAAAAAAUAGGAUAGACAUUUAUUAUAAAUAAGAAGAACCCUAUUAGCCUUUUGUCAUUUGAGGGUAAGAUAUUUAUAAAAAUGUAGUAAUCCAAAAAAGGUUUAAUAAUGAAAACAACUACUCCAAGAACUGGAUUGUUUCUGGCUUGGAACAGAUGUGACCAAAUAUGUAUAUCACAAUUGUUGGAGAACAUAUCAGGUGUGAAAAGAGGCUCAUCACUGUUUCUUGACUUUGCCACAGCAUUUGAAAGUGCAUUUCAGCGGCACCAACUGCAGAAGAUAAACUUGUUAAAAUAGCCUCCAGAAGCAGCUGUACAAGGAAUCAUGAAAUUCUGUUCAUGGUGAAAUGCCUGCAUACCCUUCCCAGGAAAUGAAUACCAGAGGAGUAGUAUGAUAAGUAAUUGAAAAGCUGGAAGUUAUUUGCUAAGAAGAGGGGGAAAGCAUUGAUUGCAAAAAAAUUGAUGUAAGAUAUGAUUUGACUUCAAAGCAAUUCUCAGUAACCAUGAUGGCAACGCAGACAUUAAGUAUAGACAACUAUCAAGAUGGGCAACAACAAAUGCAAGUAGUAACAGAAUUAAAAACUGAGCAGGAUCCAAACUGCUUAGAAACAAAUGCAGGAGGAUUGAGCCCUUCCCCAGUUGAAUCUCAGACACCGAUGGAUGCAGACAAGCAGGCUAUUUACAGGCACCCACUGUUUCCCUUAUUAGCACUGUUAUUUGAAAAAUGUGAACAAUCUACACAGGGUUCAGAAGGCACAACAUCUGCAAGUUUCGAUGUAGAUAUUGAAAACUUUGUUAGGAAACAGGAGAAGGAAGGAAAACCCUUUUUUUGUGAAGACCCAGAAACGGAUAAUUUAAUGGUAAAAGCAAUUCAGGUUUUACGAAUUCAUCUGCUUGAGCUAGAAAAAGUUAAUGAGCUCUGUAAAGAUUUUUGUAGUCGUUAUAUUGCAUGUCUAAAGACUAAAAUGAACAGUGAAACUCUGCUAAGUGGGGAAUCUGGGAGUCCUUAUUCACCAGUACAACCCCAGUCCAGCAACUUUAAACAUGAUAAAGAUAGCUUGGAUUUGCUGGAGCAGCUGUCUUCAUGGAAAGAGUCACCAGAAAAUCCAAUUCAAAGUGCCAUCACAGGUACACUGAGUCCCCAGGGGAUUGUGGUACCUGCAUCAGCACUGCAGCAGGGAAAUGUAACUAUGGCAACAGUUGCAGGUGGCACAGUAUAUCAGCCAGUAACAGUGGUCACACCUCAAGGACAAGUAGUAACACAAACACUGUCACCUGGAACCAUCAGGAUCCAGAAUUCACAGCUCCAGUUACAAUUAAACCAAGAUUUAAGCAUCUUGCAUCAAGAUGAUGGAUCAUCAAAGAAUAAAAGGGGCGUUCUUCCAAAACAUGCUACAAACGUGAUGAGAUCUUGGCUUUUCCAGCAUAUAGGGCAUCCAUAUCCAACAGAAGAUGAGAAAAAACAGAUAGCAGCACAAACAAAUCUUACCUUACUUCAGGUUAACAACUGGUUUAUCAAUGCUAGAAGGCGAAUUCUCCAGCCAAUGUUGGAUUCCAGCUGUUCUGAAACACCAAAAACAAAGAAAAAAACAGCCCAAAACCGACCAGUUCAGAGGUUCUGGCCAGACUCCAUUGCAUCAGGAGUAGCUCAGCAUCAAACUAAUGAACUUACUAUGUCAGACGGAGCUGUUGUAACAAUUACAGCUCCCGUCAACAUGAAUGUGGACAGUCUCCAAUCGCUUUCAUCUGAUGGUACUACUUUGGCUGUUCAGCAAGUCAUGAUGGCAGGGCAAAGUGAAGAUGAAUCUGUAGACAGCACUGAAGAUGAUGGAACAGACCUCUCAACUACAAAUAUCAGUGGGCUGGUCUUGGAUAACAGUGAUUCUCUGCAAUAGGAAGCAAGAGAAGCUGACCUAAAAUAUUAGGAAAGACAAUGAACUGACUGACUUUUUAUAGUUUGCACAGCAAACAUUUUACACAAGUUUUAUUUCUAAUAAGUUUUAUAUGUAGAUAUAGAAGAGUGCACUUUUUUGUAUUUCAUAGUAAGCUUAAAGAGUGUCUUUGCAGGUGCAGCAACUUCUUUCAAAUGUGUUGUUUUUUGCUUUUAAUUUUGAAAAUCUAGUAAGUUAAAAAAAUGAUCAUCCCAUUUGUUUUCCUAACGUUAUUAUCUCAUUCACACACAAAAAAACCUGAGUCAAGCUGAGUCAAAAAAUGUGUAUAAUGGGGUUGCAGAUAUGGGGUAAAAUGGUGGUUGCCUGGAAUGUGAGUUAGUUUUACAUUAGCAUGGAUUUAAACUUCACCAAACCAGACAAUCACCGUGUUACUCAUUUCUUUGCUGUUCUAUAGCAUCAUAAGAUCUGCAGUUUUCAAACAUAUAAAAUUGCACUGCUAUGAGAGAACUGAAAGUACUUUUAUUUCAUUGAAAGUAAUCAGUUUCAGUUCUGUAAUUUUAACAAAGGUGAUUUAUCAAUGUAAAUGUAAAGCAUGUCAAAUAAUGUAUGGGAUUUGUUUAUGAAGUUAGCCAUGUAGAUUUGAAAGAUGCUUCUGCACCUUAAAAAAAAAAAAAAA